Molecule: messenger RNA, 7136 nt
Organism: Daphnia pulicaria
Lineage: Eukaryota; Metazoa; Arthropoda; Branchiopoda; Diplostraca; Daphniidae
Product: myosin-VIIa-like
Exons: 31
Coding region: 202-6729 (2175 amino acids)
Cellular component (GO): myosin complex; cytoskeleton
Molecular function (GO): protein binding; ATP binding; cytoskeletal motor activity
Source: RefSeq, a predicted model, not a curated record
AGUUUGUUCGCAUCGAGUUUGAAGGUUUGACGACGGUUGAAUUCUCAAGUUUCUGAUUAUUCGACAGAGUGAAAGUUUUGAUUUUGGAAAUUAAGGGCAUACGUUGAUUGUAGUUCAAUCAAGUCACGAUCGUCCAUGGUCUCUCUGUGUUGUCGCCAUUAUUUGUCAAGACGAGAUUAACGUUGGCGGCUGGAAGAAAAGAUGUCGGAAGAAGACGAUGGCUCGUCGAAUCAGAUUCUUACCUACGGCGACUAUGUCUGGAUCGAGCCCAGCACCAAACGAGAAUUCGAUGUAGCGAUCGGUGCCCGGGUCGUUUCGGCCGAGGGCAAACGGAUCCAGGUCGUCGACGACGAUGGCAAAGAACAAUGGCUGACGCCGGAACGACGCAUCAAAGCCAUGCAUCCGACGUCCAUUCAGGGCGUCCAGGAUAUGAUUUCACUGGGUGAUUUGCACGAGGCUGGUAUCUUGCGCAAUCUGCACAUUCGCUACAAUGAAAGCAUCAUAUACACUUACACCGGUUCGAUUCUGGUGGCCGUCAAUCCCUACCAGAUUCUGCCCAUUUACACGGCCGAGCAAAUUAAAAUGUACAGGGAGCGGAAAAUCGGCGAAUUGCCUCCGCACAUCUUCGCCAUCGGCGACAAUUGCUACUCUCAAAUGAAACGCUUUCGACAGGAUCAGUGCAUCGUUAUCAGCGGUGAGUCUGGCGCUGGUAAAACUGAAAGUACCAAAUUGAUUUUGCAAUACCUGGCGGCCAUUAGCGGGAAACAUUCGUGGAUCGAGCAGCAAAUCCUUGAAGCUAAUCCCAUCUUGGAAGCGUUCGGAAACGCCAAAACGGUGCGAAAUGACAACUCGUCUCGUUUCGGCAAGUACAUCGACAUCAGCUUCAACAAACACGGCACGAUCGAAGGAGCCAAUAUCGAGCAGUACCUGCUGGAGAAAUCGCGCAUUGUGGCCCAGAAUCCUGCCGAGAGGAACUAUCACAUCUUUUAUUGCAUGCUGGCCGGCAUGACCAAAGAAGACAAGCAGAAAUUCGAUUUGACGGAUGCCAGCCAAUACAAAUACCUCACUGGGGGCAACAGCACGACGUGCCAGGGUAGGAACGACGCCAAUGAAUUUGCCGAAAUCCGAUCGGCCAUGAAAGUCCUGCUCUUUACUGAGCCGGAAAUUUCCGACAUUCUUCGAGUUCUGGCCGCUCUUUUGCACCUGGGAAACGUUUCCUUCAAAGGAGUUGUCAUCAGCAAUAUGGACGCUAGUGAAAUUCCAGAUCCUUCUAACGCUAUUCGCGUCUCCAAGUUGCUGGGUGUCGAUCCUCGAGAGAUGGUUGACGCCCUUACCACUAAAACCAUUUUCGCCCAGGGAGAUUCAGUGGUAUCGAGGUUAUCCAAAGUGCAAGCUGUAGAUGUUCGAGAUGCUUUUGCUAAAGGUAUUUACGGGCGACUCUUCAUCUGGAUUGUUACCAAGUUGAACUGUGCCAUCCGCAAAUCGGACGAAAUGGACACGAGCUCCAUCGGAGUCCUGGACAUUUUUGGUUUCGAAAAUUUCAGCAUCAACAGUUUCGAACAGUUUUGCAUCAACUACGCCAACGAGAACCUGCAGCAAUUCUUCGUUCGGCACAUUUUCAAGUUGGAACAAGAGGAAUACAAUCAGGAGAAUAUCAGCUGGCAGCACAUCGAAUUCGUCGACAAUCAAGACUCGCUUGAUUUAAUCGCAAUUAAACAGAUGAACAUCAUGGCACUUAUCGAUGAAGAAUCCAAAUUCCCAAAGGGCACGGACCAGACCAUGUUGGCCAAGUUGAACAAGACUCACGGCAGCAACAGGAACUACGUGAAACCUCGUUCCGAUCUGCAGGCCUCGUUCGGUUUCAAUCAUUUCGCCGGAGUCGUGUUUUACGACGCCAGAGGAUUUCUGGACAAGAAUCGAGAUUCUUUCAGCGCCGAUCUGAUGCAGUUGGUCCACGUGACGUCCAACAAGUUUCUGCGAACGCUAUUCGCCGAAGACAUUUCAAUGGGCUCGGAGACCCGCAAAAAGGCGCCCACUCUGUCGGCCCAGUUCAAAAAAUCGCUCGACUCGCUCAUGCGGACUCUCAGCGCUUGUCAGCCAUUUUUCGUGCGUUGCAUUAAACCCAACGAGCUGAAACAAUCGAUGGUUUUCGAUCGUGAAUUAUGCUGUCGUCAACUGCGCUACUCGGGAAUGAUGGAAACGAUUCGUAUCCGGCGGGCCGGCUAUCCUAUUCGCCACACAUUCCGUGAAUUUGUCGAACGUUAUCGAUUCCUCAUUUCUGGAUGCCCACCACCUCACAGAGUGGACUGUAGGCAAGCGACGGCCAGGAUCUGUUCGGCCACACUGGGAAAGACGGACUACCAACUGGGUCAGACCAAAGUCUUUCUCAAGGAUGCCCAGGAUCUGUUCCUGGAACAGGAGCGCGAUCGAGUCCUAACCAAGAAAUUGGUCAUCAUCCAGCGUUGCAUCCGCGGAUGGAUUCAUAGACGUCGCUACGUUCGCCUCAGGAGCGCCGCUGUAGUCAUUCAACGCCAGUGGAGACGUCAGGCCCAACGCAAGCGCUACCUGGAAAUGCGUAGCGGAUUCCUGCGGCUGCAGGCUCUCAUCCGCUCUCGAAUCCUGUCUCAUCGCUUCCAGCACUUGCGCGGCCACAUUGUCGGCCUGCAGGCCCGUUGCCGCGGCUAUUUGAUCCGUCGUCAAUUCCGCAUGAAGACUCGGGCAGUCGUCGUCAUCCAGAAACACGUCCGGCGGAGGAUCGCUCAACGCAACUACAAGAAUAUGAAACACGAACAACGACAUCGACUGGAAGCUCUUCGCUUGCGCGACCUGGAAGAGCGGGAGCUCAAGAAAGCCGGAAACAAACGCUACAAGGAAAUUGCUGACCAACGUUACCGGGAGAGGCUGAUGGAUAUGGAACGUCAACAACGUGAAACGGAGCGAGUCAAUCGUCAACAACUGGAAAGCAACCGCGAGAAAAUGAAGGAGGCGGCCAUCAAAGAGCAAGAGCCAUCGAAUAUCGACAAUUACAUCGAUGAUCUUUUCAAAUUGCCGCAAGAUUCCGGCAACGAAAGGGAGAAGGAGACGGAAGGCAAGCCGCAAUGGAAUAUUCCCAUCAAGAAGGGCGACGAGAACGAGAUGAUGCUGGCCAUUCCGCCCAGUACCGGAAUGGGCCCGACGGAAGAUUUGUCGGAAUAUCGUUUCCAGAAAUUCGCCGCCACUUUCUUCCAGAGUAACGCCACUCACCAGUAUUCCAGGAAACCGCUCAAGUCUUCCCUUCUCUCUCUGCAAACGCAGGGCGAUCAACUGGCGGCAUUGGCUUUGUGGGUGACUAUUCUCCGCUUCAUGGGCGACAUGCCUGAGCCGAAAUAUCACUCGACCGAGCGAGACAACACUUCAGUCAUGACUCGCGUCUCGGCUACGCUCGGCCGCAAUUUCAUCCGCACCAAGGAUUUCCAAGACGCACAAAUUUUGAGCGCCGAAUCGGAAGCCUAUCCUAAAGGCACUUCGAAACAGCGUUCCAUUCGCCACAAAUUGGUUUCUUUGACGCUCAAACGGAAGAACAAACUCGGAGACGACGUGCGGCGCAAGUUGCAGGAAGAAGAUUACACGACGGAAUCGUACACUUCGUGGCUCGAUUCACGACCCACUUCCAACUUGGAGAAACUUCAUUUUAUCAUCGGACACGGCAUUCUGCGCGCCGAAUUGAGGGAUGAAAUCUACUGUCAGAUUUGCAAACAGCUGACCAACAAUCCGUCGAAAUCGAGUCACGCACGCGGAUGGAUCCUCUUGUCGCUCUGCGUCGGCUGUUUCGCUCCGUCCGACAAGUUUAUCAAAUACCUGCGCGCUUUCAUUCGCGACGGACCGCCCGGCUAUGCGCCUUAUUGCGAAGAGCGUCUCGCCCGCACCUUCAACAACGGCACCCGCAACCAACCGCCUAGUUGGUUAGAACUCCAGGCCACCAAAUCGAAGAAACCGCUGAUGUUGCCCAUCACUUUCAUGGACGGAAACACCAAGACUUUGCUGGCCGAUUCGGCGACAACGGCCCGCGAAUUGUGCGACCAACUGGCCGAAAAGAUCGAGCUCAAGGAUCAAUUUGGAUUUUCCCUGUACAUCGCCCUGUUCGACAAAGUGUCGUCGCUGGGCAGCGGCGGCGAUCACGUCAUGGACGCCAUUUCCCAGUGCGAGCAGUACGCCAAGGAGCAAGGAGCCCAGGAGCGCAACGCUCCGUGGCGGCUCUUUUUCCGCAAGGAGAUUUUCGCUCCUUGGCACGACCCGACCGAAGACACGACGGCCACCAAUUUGAUUUACCAGCAGGUGGUCCGCGGCGUCAAAUUCGGCGAGUACCGCUGCGACAAGGAGGAAGACCUGGCCAUGAUUGCUGCCCAGCAGUACUUUAUCGAAUACGGAAGCGACAUCAGCAAUGAUCGAUUGCUCACCUUGUUGCCCAACUACAUUCCCGAUUACUGUCUCUCAACCGGAGACAAGGCCAUUGACCGAUGGGCCCAGCUAACUAACGCCGCUUUGAAGAAGAGCUAUUACAUUAAAGAGCGAGUUCCUUCUAGUCGGGUCAAGGAGGACAUUGUCAAUUAUUCCAAGCUCAAAUGGCCGCUACUCUUUUCUCGCUUUUACGAGGCUUUCCGCUCUUCAGGUCCUAACCUGCCGAAGAACGACGUGAUUAUAGCCGUCAAUUGGACGGGAGUGUACGUCGUCGACGAUCAAGAGCAAGUGCUGCUUGAACUUUCAUUCCCUGAAAUUACGUCGAUUUCUUCUCAAAAAACGAGCAAAGCUUUCAGCCAGACUUUCACUCUGAGCACGGUGCGAGCGGAAGAGUUCACUUUCCAGAGUCCCAACGCUGAAGACAUUCGCGAUUUGGUUCAAUUUUUCCUGGAGGGAUUGAAGAAACGAUCCAUGUACGCCGUGGCAUUGCAAGAUUACAAAGACGAAGGUGCGACAUACUUGCAACUGAGCAAAGGCGAUCUGGUGGUGCUGGACCCGAAUAGCCGCGGAGAGGCCGUCCUGAGUGGCAGCUGGUGUUCCGGUCGAAGUGAACGAACCGGCGAGCAAGGUGACUUUCCUUCCGAGGUCGUCUGUAUCGUUCCGGCCAUGAGCAAACCGCCCGCCGAGAUCAUGGCACUUUUCACGCUGGAGGGAGCGGAGCAAAGCCGCCGUCAGGUGACUUCACAGCAGGGCAGCAACGGGACGGAGCCGCAGGAGAAACCGCACACCCUGGAGGAGUACGCAGUCGAUCACUUCCGCCCGCCGCAGAAGAAGACUGUGCCCAAGGGAUUGACGGCGGCUCGUCGCGGGAGUCACGACGAGCUGUGGCGUCAUUCGCGUGAUCCCCUCAAACUGCCGCUGCUUCGCAAAUUAUCGUCCAAGGAGGAAUUGAGUCACGAAGCCAUUUUCGCAUUCCAGGCUUGUUUGAAGUACAUGGGUGACAUUCCUUACCGUCGGGCCCGCUCGGCCAAUGAACUGACCGACCAGAUUUUCGAGGGACCCUUGAAACACGAACAAUUACGAGACGAGGUGUACUGCCAAAUCAUGAAACAACUGACUGACAAUCGCAAUCGAUUGAGCGAAGAACGCGGAUGGGAAUUGAUGUGGCUGGCUACCGGAUUGUUCGCCUGCUCGCAAAACCUACUCAAAGAAUUGACGCUAUUCUUGCGGACGCGCCGUCAUCCGAUCGCCACCGACUCGCUUCAGCGGCUGCAUAAGACGCUGCGACACGGACAGAGAAAGUACCCGCCUCAUCAGGUGGAAGUGGAAGCCAUCCAGCACAAAACGACGCAAAUCUUCCACAAAGUUUAUUUCCCCGACGACACGGACGAGGCCUUUGAAGUCGAUUCUUCCACCAGAGCUAAAGACUUUUGCCAAAGCAUCUCGCAGCGACUGGCACUCAAGUCGGACGAAGGUUUCAGUCUCUUUGUCAAGAUUGCCGACAAGGUCAUUUCGGUGCCCGAAGAGGACUUUUUCUUCGAUUUCGUCCGCCACUUGACGGACUGGAUCAAAAAGGCCAAACCGACCAAAGACGGUAUCACGCCUCAAUUCACCUACCAAGUGUUUUUCAUGAAGAAACUGUGGACCAACACCGUGCCGGGCAAAGACCGCAACGCCGAUACCAUCUUCCAUUUCCACCAAGAGUUGCCUAAACUGCUGAGAGGCUAUCACCGCUGCAACAAGGACGAAGCCAUCCGUCUGGCCGCUUUCAUUUAUCGCGUCCGCUUCGGCGAGAGCAAAGCCGAGCUGGCCAACGUGCCGCAAAUGCUACGCGACCUGGUCCCGGCCGAUCUGAUCAAACUUUUAGGCAACAAUGAUUGGAAGAAAACUAUCACGGCUGCUCACGCUCAAGAUUCAGGAAUGAGUGCCGAAGACGCCAAGAUCAACUUUCUAAAGAUUAUUUACCGCUGGCCAACGUUUGGUUCGGCCUUCUUCGAAGUCAAGCAAACGACCGAGCCCAAUUUCCCCGAACAGCUUUUGAUUGCCAUCAACAAAAGCGGAGUCUGUCUGAUCCAUCCACAGACUAAGGACAUUUUGGUGACUCACCCGUUCACGCGCAUCUCCAACUGGUCUUCGGGCAACACUUACUUCCACAUGACUAUCGGCAACCUGGUACGAGGAUCGAAAUUGCUGUGCGAAACCUCGCUCGGCUACAAGAUGGACGACUUGCUCACCUCCUACAUCUCCCUGAUGUUGAAUACCAUGAACAAGCAAAAGUCCAUGCGGCUCUAAUAAUUUGCUCGCUCUUAUUCUUCACAAUUUUAUCCCAUUCAAACGAGAACGUAAAUGUUGGCUAUCGAGAUGAGCUUCGUUCCUUUGGUCAGUUUAUAGAUUGAUUUUCCAUCACGAGAAUUAGCAACUUUGUGAAUAGUUUCUGAAUUUUGCGAUAUUUUGCCACUACCUAGUUUUCCGUGUUUUUUUUGUUUUUUUUUUUAAUUAUUUUUAAUUGACACCGGGGUCAUCUGCUUUUGACGGGGUCUACUAUUGUCAAUGCAUGCUUCGCUAGCUCUCCUCAAAAGCAAGGAACGAUCCCGUUUCCCCUUUGCAGUUUUCAUCGCCCUCAUAAUCGUCUUUUAACAAAUUUAUGUAUAUGUUAUUUGAAAAAUGAAGAAUUAUAAUAAAGCAUUUUACACUCGAAA